AUGCCUCCUCAAACCCUAUCAGACGAGAAUAGCGUAGAAUCCAACAAGGCAGUGCUCUCAGGCGCUGCGAAGGACAUUCACCGGGCAGGGGACUCGUGGGCGGCUGUCUUGCGUCUCGCGGACGCUCAGAUCCGACAUCUCGUAACUAUCUCUUCAGGCACUCGCGGAACUCGGGUCACGGGUUCUUCGAAGGCACGCACUCAUGCCUUUUUGAUCGGCAUCCCGAACAUCGAUCGGCAUGCCGCUUUGGCAUACUGUUUGAACCCGGAGGGAAUUCGAAAAUCACAGGCGGGCAAUCUGGCGCUGUCCUGA
Paracoccidioides brasiliensis Pb18 is the source of this 312-nucleotide messenger RNA. RefSeq lists its product as uncharacterized. The record is from RefSeq and is a predicted model, not a curated record. The transcript has 3 exons. Bases 1 to 312 code for a protein of 103 amino acids.